UCGUGUGCACGAUCGCCCCUGUGGCAGCCGUUGGGCUUUGUUCCCUGGACGGUUCAGUCGAUUCAGAGACCAUACUUUGCACGGUUCAUGCCGUACGGACGACCUUGGCGACGCUGGCCGUGACAUCCGAGUCGGGUACACUGCCCCCGUAAUGCCGGAAUCACGGCUCAAGGGACGAUUCCGCAAGGCGCAGACGACUCGGGUCGAGAUUGAUACAUGCAUGGCCAAGAUCAAUGAACAGGCGGCCAAAUAAGGGCGAGACCGCACAGCCGACCAUGUUCGCCUCCGGCGGCGCAGGACCCGUGGGUAAGUUUGUCAUCCAGUGCCUGCGACACAUCAGCACAAAGGUCGAAAGCAUCGCCUCUGCGGGCUCUACGAAUAGGAUGGGGAUCGUGAAGAAUUUCAGUGCCGAUGUCGCGCUCAGCUACAAGGAGGAGAACACGUGUUUGACGUGCUUAAAUGCCAUUGACCGCCUAACAUGUGCGUUGCAUGUUCCUACGUAGUGCUUACGCAGCUAGCGCAGUCAUUGAGAAAAUGUCGCA
Phanerochaete carnosa HHB-10118-sp is the source of this 542-nucleotide messenger RNA. RefSeq lists its product as uncharacterized. The coding region runs from base 276 to 503 and encodes 75 amino acids. Lineage: Eukaryota; Fungi; Basidiomycota; Agaricomycetes; Polyporales; Phanerochaetaceae. The record is from RefSeq and is a predicted model, not a curated record. The transcript has a single exon.